AUGGCUCAAAACCAACGAUCUGACAUUAUCCACAAUUCCAACAUAAGCUUCCGCACUCAAAGAAAACUUAAUUUUCAUAACCCAGAACCACCAGUUGAUGAGGAAAUUAAUCUAUGGAAUAAAAAAAAUUCACCAUGCUCUGCUCCUAGUGAAACAGUCUACGCAGAACUGAAUGUACACAAAGAGUAUUCAAUUUGUGAACAUCAAGAUAUUGAUAAAAAGGUGUUGUUAGUAAAUGAAAAUAAAGAAGCAGAGCCCCCACCUCCAGUUAUAACCGAAAUGACAAAUGUAGAGCCAAUUGAUUACGUUUUCGAUAAGAAAAAUUAUAGCUAUACUUUUUCAAAAACGACAAAGUUACUUGUCCAGAGCAGUCUGGUAAUCAAUUAA
Messenger RNA from Parnassius apollo (apollo), 387 nucleotides. The record is from the annotation of a GenBank genome assembly. Lineage: Eukaryota; Metazoa; Arthropoda; Insecta; Lepidoptera; Papilionidae.